UUACAUAGUCCAAAACCAACGAAAAUUCGACACAAUUCUCGUUAACCGAUAAUGAUUAUGCUAUUUUUUUCCUAAUUAUCCAUAAAAAAAGUUAUCAUUAUCUUGUGAUUUUGUCUCGCAGUACAAAAGGGUAUGUCUGUAUUAGGAACAUAUUCACAUUUUCUCCACAGAGAGGUUGAAAAAUACCCUCCUCAGUGCUUUGUGAGUGGAAGGGGUUAUCUGUUUUGUCGCAAAAGUUAUUUUGGGAACAAAUUGUAUGAAAGCAGAAACAAAGAACAAAACAAAAUUAAAGGAAGGAAUUUUCGUGUGGAAGCUAUGUGGCCAGAUUUGUCAAGACCAAGUAGUGUAGAAAUGGAAGCUAUUAAUGAUUCUGAACAACUUGAUCAAAUUCUUCUUCAUGCUCAGCAUAACUCUCAGCCUAUCCUUAUUGACUGGAUGGCUGCUUGGUGCCGGAAAUGCAUCUAUUUGAAGCCAAAGUUGGAAAAAUUAGCAGCUGAAUUUGACACCAAAACCAAAUUUUAUUAUGUGGAUGUCAAUAAAGUACCUCAGACUUUAGUCAAGCGGGGCAACAUCUCUAAAAUGCCAACAAUUCAGCUUUGGAAAGAUGGAGAGAUGAAAGCAGAAGUAAUUGGAGGCCAUAAAGCAUGGCUAGUCAUUGAAGAAGUUAGAGAAAUGAUCCAAAAGUUUAUAUGAUUAUUUUUUUUAGUCAAAAAAGUUUAUAUGAUGUUUUCGAAUUUAUUUCUCUUACUCCCUCCCCAAAAUAUCAAAAAUUGUAAUAUUCUAAUGAUUUUAUUUUGUGUAGCUGUGUAUAUCCAUCAAUCAUAUAUAAAGGAAAGGGGCUUAAUGUCACUCUCUUCAUGUUAUUAA
Molecule: messenger RNA, 867 nt
Organism: Cicer arietinum (chickpea)
Lineage: Eukaryota; Viridiplantae; Streptophyta; Magnoliopsida; Fabales; Fabaceae
Product: thioredoxin-like 3-1, chloroplastic
Cellular component (GO): chloroplast stroma
Source: RefSeq, a predicted model, not a curated record